UAUGAAUUGGCAGUCAGACCUAAAGCUGGAACAAGAGCCACUUUGAGAUCAGGAUAGUGUACAGAUCAGACGCACUUACGAAGGCUACGACUUUUACUCUAUCGGUCCUGGUGAUCACUUCAAGCUAGAAGGGAGACGACGUCCAAAGUUAGGACACCAUGUCUCCAGAGCAAGUCGUCCACCACCCCCACUCGACCUCGUCCAAGACGGGCACCUUCUACUUCGCCUACGGGUCCAACCUCUCGGCGUACCAAAUGUCGCUUCGGCUGCAGCACUCGCCCGCCUCGAGCGAACCCGUUGGAAUCGCACGUCUGGACUCGCACGCCUGGAUAAUCUGUGAACGCGGGUACGCCAACGUGGUUGCCCUUCCCGAGUCCAACGCCGCCUCGGACCACAACACUGUAUGGGGUGUACUGUACAACAUGCACCCUGUGGACGAGGCCCGGCUGGACAUGUACGAGGGCCACAACGAGGCGAGGAACCCGAUACCGGAAAUCAACCCGGAUCCGGAGACGCAGAUAAUCAAGCGGCACCUUCAGGGGGGUUGGGAUUAUAACAAGCAUUACCUGCCCAUCACGGUAACGAAGUGGUUGAGGGAUCCAACCGAGUACGGCAUCAGCGUGUCCAACUCAUUUCUGUCCUCUUCUCACAUGGUUAACGGCACCGCCCAUGAGCAUACAUUAGCAUCGCACCCACCCACAACGAUCCGAGCGCUAGUGUACGUCGACGAGUUCCGCACCACCCCCGGCAAAAUCGUGCAGGAGUACAUCGGGCGGAUGAACAGGGGAAUCGACGAGUCGGUGCAGCUCGGUGUCCCGCACGGCUGGGUGAACAAUAUCAUGAGGACAUUCAUCCCGGAGGGAAUCUAUGUCGAUGAGGAAGGCUACGUUGGCACAGACGAGGGUUAUGUCGAGGCAGAGGCGACAGAGGCGGACGACCAUCUGAAGGAGAAUAUGCUCAAGAACAUGAAUUGA
Cladophialophora immunda is the source of this 974-nucleotide messenger RNA. RefSeq lists its product as uncharacterized. Lineage: Eukaryota; Fungi; Ascomycota; Eurotiomycetes; Chaetothyriales; Herpotrichiellaceae. Bases 159 to 974 code for a protein of 271 amino acids. Gene Ontology annotation, molecular function: gamma-glutamylcyclotransferase activity. The record is from RefSeq and is a predicted model, not a curated record. The transcript has a single exon.